Corythoichthys intestinalis (scribbled pipefish) is the source of this 2578-nucleotide messenger RNA. It is a transcript of the gene otomp, whose product is annotated as otolith matrix protein. The transcript has 9 exons. Bases 609 to 1526 code for a protein of 305 amino acids. Gene Ontology annotation, biological process: iron ion transport. The record is from RefSeq and is a predicted model, not a curated record. Gene Ontology annotation, cellular component: early endosome; recycling endosome; plasma membrane. Lineage: Eukaryota; Metazoa; Chordata; Actinopteri; Syngnathiformes; Syngnathidae.
CUGACCCUCUGAUGGAGGGGAGACAAAGAAUUUACCCACGCGCAACCAGAGUAUUGGCCAUCAUUGAGGGCAAUAGACGUCCAAUCCUAUAAAGAGUUAAAUGUCUUAACAUUCCCAUAGGAAAAGGCAACUUUUGUCCACUGUAAUAACCACUGUCCCUUGAAAGGUUCAUCAUGGCAUUCCUUGUUUCAUUGACAAAAAUGAGUUUGACAAGAGAAAAAUGUGGCUCUGGAGCUGCAGGCUUGGACAUCUAUCAUCAAUAAGGCACUGAAAGAGUCCAAAAUUCUCCCAGUACCUGAGCUCUCAGUUGACGCGGGUCUGGCCCAGAGGUAGAGGAGCAGCACCAGUAGGCGGAUGUGGACUCUCCUCACAGUCAUGGUUCACGGCACUGGAACAGAAAGGGAACGCUACAGUUAACACAGCAGGAAGAUGCUCGCAAAGAAGAUAAUUGAAUUCACGCCCGCUGAUGGUUGCUGACAUCUUACGUGUCCUGGUGCGUGGUAUCGGAUGCGGAGGAGCAGAAGUGCGCCGACCUGGCCGGAAACGCCACUGCCCGGAAUAUCCGAGGGUCUCUGCAAUGUGUUCGAGGCGUCAAUUCCAGAGACUGCAUGCUCAAAAUUCAAAACGGUAGCGCAGACGCGGCCUCCAUGUUUGCGGAUGACAUCUACGCCGCUGGUCUGUGUCACCAGCUGGACGUGGCGGCAGGGGAGUCAGUCAAUGGAGUUGACGGCGUAAACUACUAUGUGGUGGCGUUGGCACGGCGCUCGUCGUCCGACCUGUCACUGCUGGAGAUGCACGAACGCAGUUCUUGCCACCCGGGCAUGCGCACCACGGUGGGCUGGACCGUGCCUGUGGCCUACCUUCUCAAUACCUCGCAGAUCAGCAUGCAGGGACACCAGUGUAACUUCCCCCGCGCGGUGGGGAACUUGUUCGGCUACAGUUGCGUGCCAGGCGUCAAGGAUCCCCAACACGACCCCCGGGGCAACAACCCCAAGAACCUGUGUGAGGCCUGUAUCGGUGACGACAACGAUCGACACAUUUGCGCCAGCAACCCCCGAGAGAGACACUACGGCGAGGCGGGGGCCCUCAGGUGCGUGGCGGAGAACCUGGGCGACGUUGCUUUUGUCAAACACACAACGGUCUUUGACAAUUUGGAAGGCCGUAACCAAGAGUCUUGGGCUCUGGACGUGGAGGCAGAGGACCUGAAGCUUCUUUGUCCAGACGGCGGCGAGGCGGACCUGGACGACUUCCGCCUGUGUCACUUGGCAACCGUGCCUGCCAACGGUGUGGUGGUACGCCCGCACGAUAAAUGUCGCGUCUGGAAGUUCUUGGAACGACUGCAGAACGUGUUUGGCAACGCCACGGACGGCUUGAGCAUGUUCAGCUCUGCCGGCUACGCCGACUCUGACGUGCUGUUCUCUGACUCUGCCCGCCGCCUACUGAGGGUAACGGGGGACUUCACGUCCUGGUUGGGGCCCUCCUAUACCAGCGCCCUGCAGGCCUUCGAGUGCGAAGGCUUCUGCUGAUGAAAGGAGGCGGACCGACGUCUUCCGUCUCGGUUCAUUUUGUUACAGCAUCACUCACUUCCACAGCAGAGGGUUUGGCGGAAAAUACUACUUUUUUUUUUAAACAAUUUGUUGGAUUUUUCUUGUUAAAUAGGUUCAAUUUUAGAGAAUAUUUCAGAUUUUUGGGGGAAAAUACUUGUGUUUAACAUGAGAUUUUAGGCAAUUUUAAGUUUCUGUUAAAAAAAAAAAAAAAAAAGUGUACCAUUGUUCCGGGAGCUCAAUUGGAACAAGUUGGGAGUUGAACCAACAUUAAAAAAAUAACAAUAAUAAUAAUGAUGAUGAAAGAAAGAAUAAAUCAAAUCUGAAACAUAAACAAAAAGUGGGUGUUGUUGAUACCCUAGUAUCCCUAAUAUAUAAUUAAAUAUGUAAUGCAAAAACGGCUCUUUUAGUUAAAAAAAAAAAAAAAAAUCCAUAUUGUGUACAAUUUUGCUUUUUCCUCACACAUGACUGGCAACGCAAAAUAGAAUUAUUAUCUCAGCAAUGUUUGUUUUAAGUGAAAAUUUAAAGAUUGGGAGAUUAAGAUUACGAUGAUCAGGAUUUCAUAACAUUUAGGGAUUUUUUAAAAUGUGUGAAUUUUUCAAUUAGAAAAAAAAAAAUCAAUGUUACAACAAAAUGAUUUUUAAAAUUUUUGGUGACAAACAGUUGAAAUAUUUCGGAUUUACAUCAUUCAAAAAGCAUUGAAAACAACUCCCAAAUAAAGUAGGAAUAUAUUCAAAAAAAUAUUUCACAUUUUUUAAUUUACAGAUGACAAAAUUUUGGGGAAAAAUGUUAUCUAUAUUCUUUUGCGAUGGGUUAUUUCCCUUGCAUCAUACAUACAGACGAGUGAAGCUUGCUAUUAUCUUUAUUCAAUAAAAACAAGUGCAAAUUUGAGGGUUUCCUUUUUUUCUCCAUUGGAAAUGAAUGGGGAUUUUUUGGACAAAUUUUGGUGGAACUGUAUAUUUUUGGCAAAAAAUACACAAUUUUUCGAUUUCCUGAAUUUCUAUUGUAUAAAUUAGUUGAAUUGAAUAAAAAUG